Molecule: messenger RNA, 1569 nt
Organism: Benincasa hispida (wax gourd)
Lineage: Eukaryota; Viridiplantae; Streptophyta; Magnoliopsida; Cucurbitales; Cucurbitaceae
Gene: SEX4
Product: dual specificity protein phosphatase (DsPTP1) family protein
Biological process (GO): protein dephosphorylation; starch catabolic process
Cellular component (GO): chloroplast
Molecular function (GO): carbohydrate phosphatase activity; starch binding
Source: RefSeq, a predicted model, not a curated record
AAAGAUCCGAGUUGGGGAAGAAUAUCAAUCACGGGAAGGCAUAUCCUCUGGGAUUCACAAGAACGUGAUCGAAACUAUGCUGUGUUACUACUUAAAGUGAACGAAGGCAUUGAUCGAAUUUCAAAGUUUCAAUCCGUGCAGUAUAGCUCUGCCAAUUUGCUUCAUCGUGCACCGGCGAAAGAUCGCAAUUCGGCCAUGAACUGUCUUCAAAACCUUUCAAUAUCAUCUUCUUUUCCGUUCCGGAGCUUCAAAUGCCGACAAAGAAAGCCUGAAUUCCAGCUCUGUAACCUGGUGAUAAGGAACUUUACCGAUCUACAUCGACGUUCUACCGUGAAGGCAGCGUCUGGCUCUACAUCAAGUGCUGAAAUGAGUGGCGCAGAAGUGGAUGAUGCCGAGGAAAAGGAGGAAAAAUCCGAAAUAUAUAGCCAUAACAUGACAGAAGCUAUGGGUGCUGUAUUGACAUAUAGACAUGAGCUGGGAAUGAACUACAACUUCAUUCGUCCAGAUUUAAUUGUAGGAUCAUGCCUACAGACUCCAGAGGAUGUUGACAAGCUCCGCAGCAUUGGAGUAAAAACAGUUUUCUGCUUGCAGCAAGAUCCAGAUUUGGAAUAUUUUGGGGUUGACAUUGGUGCUAUAAUAGCAUAUACAAAGACGUUUGAUGAUAUUGAACAUUUGCGAGCUCAGAUAAGGGAUUUUGAUGCAUUCGACCUACGGCUAAGAUUACCAGCCGUUGUAAGCAAAUUACAUAAAGCCAUAAAUCGAAAUGGUGGAGUGACUUACAUACACUGCACUGCUGGACUUGGAAGGGCUCCUGCUGUUGCGAUGGCGUAUAUGUACUGGGUUCAAGGCUACAAACUCAAUGAGGCUCUAGAAUUACUGCUGAGCAAACGCUCAUGCUUCCCAAAGAUAAAUGCUAUUAAAAGUGCAACUGCUGACAUUCUUUCAGGAUUUAAAAAGAAGCCUGUCACUUUAUCAUGGGAAGAUGAUCAAUGCUCAACUGUAGAAGUAUCUGGACUUGAUAUUGGAUGGGGCCAGAGGAUUCCAUUAAAAUUCGACGAGGCACGAGGUGCGUGGAUUCUCAAUAGGGAGCUGGCGGAAGGACGAUAUGAAUACAAGUAUAUUAUUGAUGGUAUAUGGACGUGCAAUGAAAACGAGCCAAUCACUCCACCCAACCUAGAUGGCCACGUUAAUAAUUUCAUUGAAGUUGUUGAAGAUGAGGAUCCAGGUAGUGAUAGAGCAAUUCUUCGGGGAAGGUUAACUGGAGAUGAACCAGAACUCACGGCCGAAGAAAGAACCAAAAUAAGACAAUUUCUUGAAGCUUGCCCAGAUGAAAAUUGAAUGAAGAUAUGUUUGCAUUGCAAGCAUUGUCUAGAUUGUAUAGUAUUUUAAUUUAAUCUAUUCUGAAAAAUAUAACAUAUGGAAAAUUAAUAAGAGUAGUGUCAAUAAAGACCAAGAAAUAAAAUGGAUUUAAUACUGUUGCACGAUCACCACUGUGAUUCGUCACACAACAUCGAGAAUAAUUUGAUAACACUGGAGUUUAUUCGUAACGUUAUUGUUUAUAAGUUUAAA